AUGGGAGAGGAGAACCAAACCUCUGUGCUAGAAUUUGUCUUCCUGGGCCUCUCACAGGAUCCAAAGACACAAGUUCUGCUCUUCUUCCUCUUUCUGGCCAUCUACCUGCUGACCGUGCUGGGAAACCUGCUGAUGGUCGUGCUCAUCCACACAGACCCAAGACUCCACACACCCAUGUACUUUUUCCUCAGAAAUCUGUCCUUUGCUGAUCUCUGUUUUUCUACCACCACAGUGCCCCAAGUGCUUGUCCACUUCCUGGUGAAGAGGAAAACCAUUUCCUUUGUUGGAUGCUCAGUACAGAUAGUUGUUUUACUUCUGGUUGGGAGUACAGAGUGUGCGCUUCUGGCAGUGAUGUCCUAUGACAGGUACGUGGCUGUGUGCAAGCCACUGCACUACUCCACCAUCAUGACACAUGGAGUAUCUGUCCAGCUGGCCGUAGGGUCCUGGGCCAGUGGAGCCUUUGUGUCCCUGGUGGACACCACAUUCACAUUGCGUCUUCCCUACCGAGGAAACAAUGUGAUUAACCAUUUUUUCUGUGAGCCUCCUGCCCUUUUGAAGCUGGCUUCAGCAGACACUUACAGCACAGAAAUGGCCAUCUUUGCGAUGGGUGUGGUAAUCCUCCUGGCUCCCGUCUCCCUCAUCCUCAUGUCCUACUGGAAUAUCAUCUCCACUGUGGUCCACGUGCAGUCUGCAGAGAGAAGGCUCAAAGUCUUCUCCACCUGUGGUUCCCAUCUCAUUGUUGUUGUUCUUUUUUAUGGCUCAGCAAUAUUUGCCUACAUGAGGCCAAAUUCCACAGUAAUGAAUGAAAGGGAUAAAAUGAUAUCUGUGUUCUACUCCACAGUGACACCCAUGUUGAACCCCAUCAUUUACAGCCUGAGAAACAAGGAUGUCAAAGCGGCUCUCAGGAGAGUAACUGCAAAACAGUCUGAUGGGCAGUGGUGA
Molecule: messenger RNA, 942 nt
Organism: Chinchilla lanigera (long-tailed chinchilla)
Lineage: Eukaryota; Metazoa; Chordata; Mammalia; Rodentia; Chinchillidae
Product: olfactory receptor 2D3-like
Exons: 1
Coding region: 1-942 (313 amino acids)
Biological process (GO): G protein-coupled receptor signaling pathway
Cellular component (GO): membrane
Molecular function (GO): olfactory receptor activity; G protein-coupled receptor activity
Source: RefSeq, a predicted model, not a curated record